Messenger RNA from Drosophila hydei, 1216 nucleotides. RefSeq lists its product as uncharacterized. Bases 28 to 972 code for a protein of 314 amino acids. The transcript is spliced from 2 exons. The record is from RefSeq and is a predicted model, not a curated record. NCBI's taxonomy places the organism in Eukaryota, Metazoa, Arthropoda, Insecta, Diptera, Drosophilidae.
UAUACUUCUAUAUAUAAUUAAUAACAAAUGAACGGGAAUCGAAAGUUUAAAUCGCUGCGGCUAGUGCGAUUCGGUGAAAUCCUCUAUGAUCAGCAAAAGCGUCUCAUAUUGCUGUGCCGAUCCUGCUCGCGUCAUUAUUUAUCUCUGGACGCAUUUCAGACGCAUCUCAACAAAUGCAUUGGCGUCAAGCACAUAGUCACGUCCAUUGAUGAGCUGCUCUACGACGAUGAGAAGCGAGAGACAAGAUUAGUUAAUGGCAAGCAAGAGCUGCUCAUCUAUGAGCCUAACGCGGUGCGUAAUAUCAACAGUGUAAAAUGCAACAUUGACUGGGAAGCUGAGCUCGAGGAUCCGCGCUGGUACACAGAGGAGAGUCGAACGUUACCCAGCAAGGUAAAUCAAUCGCCCACCAAUGCCAAAGAAAAUGUUGCCAAAAGCCGCCCGCGUAAUCCAAUAGUUAAGGAUAUAGACAAGGAGAAGCAGGCGCAUGCACAAUCGCCCGAGUCACCCGCCAAGCGAAUGCGCCAUUCUACGCCCAAACGAACGAUUCUCGCAAAUCAACAGCAACACAAACUACGCGGCAGUUCAGAUAUGCCCGCAAUGACAGCUAAUAUAAAAAACCAAAUAUAUGUUGUGGAAAAUAUUGUUGAGGACUUAAGACGUCUAGACGCAAUGAGAACUGCCGAUGCAGCCAACUCAAUGACAACAGCAGCAGCAAUGACAAAUAGUCCAACAGCAGUUGAAAAUCCAUCAAUGAUGUCUACACAAACAGCGAGUACGCCUAAUGGGGGCGACACACAGCAAAUACUAAACAAGUUGCGUGCUUGUGGAGUCGAAGUGAAGCGUCGCAAUACGCGGGAAACCAUUGAAAGCUCUAUCGAUGUGGAUCCAAAAAAACAACUGGCUCUGGAUAUAAUGCGAAAAUUGCAAUCGAAUGGCAUCAAGUGCACGAAAGUAAAUAAUUCUAAGCAAUAAACAAUUGUAUGCAAUUUCACUUCAAUAUAUAUAUAACUGCCCGGGCAUGCCUACAUGAUGUAUGAGCUUUGAAUUCAUCGCUUUCCAACCGCUUGGGGGGAAAUACACAUUUAAACAGCUGUUAUAAACAAUUGAUUUGUAAAUCGCACUAAUUGCCAUUCACACGAACUCGUAUGAAGGUUAUCUCUAGUUGCUCAACUUAGAGAUGAGCACUUUCAAAGUUGACUGUGAUGCUUCCAUACAA